GUAUUUUUCCCCAACACUUUACUUGUGAGAAUUGCUUGAAAGUAGCAACUACGAUGAAGUGGCUUAUCGAAGCUUGCAUAUUUUUACCGUUGCUCUGCAGUGGCCAACCAACUAAAGACAUCGUAACUGAAGGAAAAGUCGGCGAUGACAUUGUCGAACGUGUUUUAGAUGUCCUUACAUCAUAUAAUAUAUCCUUUGAUAGGAAAUGUCUCCAGGAUUUAGCUUUUCUCCGAAGCAAUAAUGGUGUUCCAUAUAUAACUGGAAAAGGAGGUAUAUGGCGGGUUAACAGUUCUCAACUAACUGAUGCACAAACUGCCUGCCAGACAUCCUUGUUCAACCAAUGUAGAAUUAGCAAACUAUUGACUGGUGAAGAAGUUUCUUCAUUUGAUAUAGCUGAUCUUGAUAAACCCCUUUAUUCAGCUCUUGCAAUGAUCUUCUAUGUUUUAUCACUUGAUAAAUCUAUACCUAUUCAAGACUAUGAAAAAUAUUGUAAGCUACCCAUCAAACCAUUGAAAUUAUCUAAUCAAGAACUUACAGAUGAAACUACAGAAAGUGUCAUGAAUCCAUGUACAACAGAAAAUGUUGAAGCAGGAAGAUUCUAUUUCGCUCAUCCAGACCCUAGAAAGUACAUUAGAUGCACUGAAUGGGGUACAUUCUCCGUGAUGUUGUGUGCGCCGGGUACAAUAUGGUCACAGAGUGUCACUGAAUGUGUUAGAGAGAACAGCAACCCGCUAACUAACGAUAACACUGAAGCAACCAAAGACUCGGAGACGUCUACCUCAUGCACCAUUCUUAAAAAUAACCCAUGCACGAAAGAAAAUACUGACGCAGGUAAAUUCUAUUUUGCUCACCCAGAUCCUCAGAAAUUCAUUCAAUGUACGGAAUGGAGUUCAUAUUACGAAAUGCCAUGUCCUCUGGGCACAGUUUGGUCACAGAUUGCCUAUACAUGCAUUAGAAAAAGUGGAAACAAGAUGAAUGAAGAUAGCACAACAGUAACGUCUCAAGGCACACAAAUGAUCCUACCCACACUUCUUAACAACAACCCAUGCACUAAAGAAAAUAUUGGCGCUGGUAAAUUUUAUUUCAGUCACCCAGACCCAACAAAGUUCAUUCAAUGUACGGAAUGGGGUUCAUAUUAUGAAAUGCCAUGUGCGCCGGGCACAGUUUGGUCACCGAUUGCCUAUACAUGUAUUCAUAAUUUCAUAAAAUGUAACAGUAGAAAAGAAACUACCCCAGCACCCAGCAGAUCUUCCCUUCCAUUCUCUUCAACACUUAAAUGGGUAACCAGAGGUGAACUUUCGUAAAUACAAGUCAUUUAUCAUGAGAACAGUAUUAUUUUUAUACAAUCAUUCGAAUCAAUAAUUUAUUUUAUUUUUGUCUUUUUCACCUGUUUUGUGCUUUUCAUUCUUACUGAUCGCAUAUAUACAACUAAAUUACUGUUAUUACCAUUGUUAUGUACAUAACUAUUGUUAGCCAUUUGAGAACGCAAUUUCUAUUUGACCUAGAAAAUAUAUAAUGUAAACAUACAUUCCAAGCCUCUCUUAAACAGGCCUUGUACUAUAAUAAAGAAAAUCAAAUAAUAUAUAAUUACUGUCACUAAUAAACAACAUUUUUUGCAUUUAA
Molecule: messenger RNA, 1623 nt
Organism: Octopus sinensis (East Asian common octopus)
Lineage: Eukaryota; Metazoa; Mollusca; Cephalopoda; Octopoda; Octopodidae
Exons: 3
Coding region: 54-1304 (416 amino acids)
Cellular component (GO): extracellular region
Molecular function (GO): chitin binding
Source: RefSeq, a predicted model, not a curated record